UUUGGCCUUGACAUCGCAGCAUAGUAUCUGAGCCGUUGAUGUUGCAAUGACAUAUUGCGGCUAGGGGUUAGGGUUAGCUGCCGAGCUUCCCGAGUUCCGAAGUUGCGUCUUGACCUUCAAAAAAGCUUAGCUAGAGCUUCCUCCCCCUCUGCUCCAUCUGUGGCCUUGUCUGCAUCUCGAAGCCCCCCUUUCAUUUCGGGGUCACCAGCCUCAAGCCAGCAGCAGCGUGCCCCCAAAAGAGAAGAAAACCAUGCCGCUCGUGGAUCCGGUGACAAUGUCGUCGUCAAUUGCCAAGGGGGGCGUGGCGGCAGCUCGGUCGUCGCCAGCAGCAGUAAAGGGAAAAACGACCACCACCUUCACCAGCCCGACCACGGCGGUCGCAAAGCUGCUGCCCGUCCAGCUCCAGCAGACGCCCGCCUCCCAGUACACGCGCCACGCCGUGCCCGCCCUCCUAGCCGCCCUCUUCGUCGCCCGCUUCCAGUCCCUCGUCGCCGACCCCGUCGCCACCAUGUACAGCUCCCUGCCCGUCGUGGCCGCCCUUCAGAUGGCCUACGCUUUGGCCUGCCUCCCGAUUGCCGGCGCUGCGGGCAGUGUUGGCGCUGGUGCUGGUGCGCGGAAGCCGCGGCCUGGUGACAAGAAGAAGAUUGCUGGGAGCGGGAGCAGCGCUGGUAGUGGAAGUGGUGGUGACGCUGCGGGGCGGCGGCCUUAUCCCCCCGUGACAGCCUUUUUGUCCCUGAUCCUGACGGCGCUGGCGACGCCGUUCCUGUUCGCGGCCAUGGUGCUCUUCGGGGCGCCGCUGCUGACGCACCCGGCGCACACGCUGCUGUGCGCGGCGCACCUAGCCGUGCUGGCCCUGUUCCCGCUCUUCUACGUGCACGGCGUCGACGCCGCCGCCUGGGCCGCCGUCGCCGCCUGCCAGGCGCCCCUCGACGACACCUUCGGCGGCCUCGUCGGCGGCCUCGCCGGCGCCUGGCUCGGCGCCGUCCCCAUCCCCCUCGACUGGGACCGCGCCUGGCAGCGCUGGCCCGUCACUAUUCUCGCUGGUCUCUAUGCUGGAUACCUUCUGGGGAGGGCCCUCGGCGGCUCGUGGCUUCUCUGGGGGAAGAAGUUUUGAGGGGUUGGUUCCUUUGUACAAAACACUACUCUGUUACCGUGGCAUUGGGUUUCUGCGGGCUCGGGAAAAGAAAAAGUGAUGUGGGAGAGAGAGAAAAGGCACCGAAAUUAUAUACUUAGGUUGUGAUACCCUGUUAGAACUUUGGGGAAGGGCAAGCCAAAAUCACUGGCAAUCCAGUUGCAUGCAUUAAACCAUUGUUGGAAGCUCGCGUAUACUUACGGUAUGGUCCCUGGAUGAUUGCUGGUGUGGUAUUCGUACUUGAAUAGCACGGUAGGGUUUCUUGCAGAAUGAAAUCGGCUUGGAAAAGCCUCUGCCAGCCAGUGUAAUUCUGGUUAUAGGAGUAGGAUACGAAGUAAGGAGGGCUCUGUGGUUCUAUCUCUGGGACUCAAAUAGGUACUCUCGCCCUCGGAGGAAAGCUUUGAGGGCAAGCCACAAGUAUUGAGGCCUUUCACAUAUCUUGGAAAUUCCUUACUCAAAACAUUGGGUAUGGGAU
Lasiosphaeria miniovina is the source of this 1607-nucleotide messenger RNA. Its product is annotated as GPI biosynthesis protein family Pig-F-domain-containing protein. The coding region runs from base 251 to 1114 and encodes 287 amino acids. The transcript has 2 exons. Gene Ontology annotation, biological process: GPI anchor biosynthetic process. The record is from RefSeq and is a predicted model, not a curated record. Gene Ontology annotation, cellular component: endoplasmic reticulum membrane. Lineage: Eukaryota; Fungi; Ascomycota; Sordariomycetes; Sordariales; Lasiosphaeriaceae.